Molecule: messenger RNA, 3927 nt
Organism: Physeter macrocephalus (sperm whale)
Lineage: Eukaryota; Metazoa; Chordata; Mammalia; Artiodactyla; Physeteridae
Gene: ITGAE
Product: integrin subunit alpha E
Exons: 30
Biological process (GO): cell-cell adhesion; integrin-mediated signaling pathway; cell-matrix adhesion
Cellular component (GO): integrin complex; external side of plasma membrane
Molecular function (GO): integrin binding
Source: RefSeq, a predicted model, not a curated record
GCUUCCUGAGGAGCUGGCACUUGGGAAGAUUGUUCUGCAGGAAGAGGAGCUGAAAGGCAUUGCAAGUGGAAGAAACAGCUUGGGCCAAGGCCUAAAGAAGGAAGGAGAGCUGAGGCUAUUCCAGGCCUGCACCUACCCCACCAAGACGUCGUCGGGCAGAUCCACCCUCCUGGGCUGGGAGCCUGCCCGCCUUUCCAGGUCUGGUCUUCUCCAUAGUUUUCCCCACGGGGAACCUGUGGGUCUGUGGGCCUGGAAUGGAAGAACUGUGUCUGGGCAGGUAGGGAGGAAAAGGGAAGCGCUGACCAGCUCAACUUUGCUGCCUACUCUUGCGCUCAGGCUCCUGGUAACCAGCCCCAGAAGCGGCAGGACGGCAGGGCCCCUGUACCGGUGUUCCCUCAUUCAGGAUGAGCUCCAUUGCCAGCCAGUAGAGAAUGUCCCCACCCCAAAGGGGAGGCACCGUGGAGUGACAGUUGUCCGGAGCCACCAUGGUGUUUUGAUCUGCAUUCAAGUGCCGACCCGGUGGCCCCAGAGCCUCAGCUCAGAGCUCACAGGCAACUGCAUCCUGCUGGCCCCUGACCUCCGUCCCCGUGCCCAGGUCUACUUCUCCGACCUUGAAAAAUUACUGGACCCUGAUGCCCCUGUGGAUGCUGGAGACUGCUCCAGGAACAAAAAAGGCAGCACGGAGAACACAGCCAGGCAGCGCCGGGAUUUGAAGGUGGAGGAGGAGGAGGAGACAGAGGACGAGGACGAGGAGGCAGCUGGCACUGAGAUCGCCUUCAUCCUGGAUGGCUCAGGAAGCAUUGAUCCUCCAGACUUCCAGAGAGCCAAAGACUUCAUCUCCAACAUGAUGAAGAACAUCUAUGAGAAAUGCUUUGAGUGCAGCUUUGCCCUGGUGCAAUAUGGGGAAGUCAUCCAGACAGAGCUGGACCUUCUGGACAGCCAAGACGUUACAGCCUCCCUCGCCAGAGUCCAGAACAUCACUCAAGUGGGGAAUGUCACCAAGACUGCCUCUGCCAUGCAGCAUGUCCUAGACAACAUCUUCACGCCAAGCCAUGGCUCCAGAGAAAAGGCAUCCAAGGUCAUGGUGGUGCUCACCGAUGGGGACAUAUUCGGGGACCCCCUCAACCUCACAACUGUCAUCGACUCCGCAAAGAUGCAGGGUGUUGAGCGCUUUGCCAUUGGGGUGGGAGAUGCAUUUAAUAAAACUAGGGCGUACAACGAGCUGAAGCUGGUCGCCUCGGACCCCGAUGAGGACCAUGCCUUCAAGGUGACCAACUACUCAGCGCUGGAUGGGCUGCUGAGCAGACUGCAGCAGGGCAUCAUUAGCGUGGAAGGCACGGUCGGAGAUGCCCUCCACUACCAGCUGGCACAGGUCGGGUUCAGCGCGCAGAUCCUGGACGAGGGGCAGGUGCUGCUCGGUGCCGUAGGGGCCUUCGACUGGUCGGGGGGCGCGCUGUUCUACAACAUGAGCAGCCGCAAGGGCCGCUUCCUGAACCAGACGGCAGUGGAUGCCAAGGCUGUGCAGUACAGCUACCUGGGUUACUCGGUGGCUGUGCUGCACAAGGCCUGUGGCCUCUCCUACGUGGCAGGGGCUCCACGGCACAAGCAGCAGGGGGCUGUGUUUGAGCUCCGGGAGGAGGGCAAAGAGACCAACUUUGUACCAGUGCUGGAGGGCGAGCAGAUGGGGUCCUAUUUUGGCUCUGAGCUGUGCCCUGUGGACGUCGACAUGGAUGGGACCACAGACUUGUUGCUGGUGGCCGCCCCGUUUUACCACGUUCAAGGCGAGGAGGGCAGAGUCUAUGUGUACCGUGUGAACAAGCAGGAUGGUUCCUUCUCCUUCGUACGCACGCUGAGCGGGCACCCCGGGUUAACUUACGCGCGAUUUGGCUUUGCCAUGGCGACGGUGGGGGAUAUCAGUCAGGAUCAGCUCAUAGAUGUGGCCAUCGGGGCCCCCCUGGAAGACUUUGGGGCAGAUGACGGCGUGGGCUUCGGCAGCGUGUACAUCUACAAUGGACGCUCUACCAACCAGCUGGUUGACCUCGCUACCAAGCAGCCACAGAGGAUCAGAGCCUCAGUGGCGGCCCCAGGACUCCAGUACUUCGGCACAUCGGUGGCAGGUGGCUUAGAUUUCAGUGGCGACGGCCUUGCCGACAUCACCGUGGGCGCUCUGGGCCAGGCGGCUGUGCUCAGCUCAAGACCUGUGGUUCGUCUGAAGCUGUCCAUGACCUUCACCCCCAAGGCACUGCCCAUUGGCUUCUACAGCAGCGUGAAUGUGCAUUUGUGUUUUGAAAGCAGCUAUGUGUCCCCAGCUGCUGAGUCAGGCCUCAGAGAGACCUCUCUGAACUUCACUUUGGACGUGGAUGUGGUGAAGCAGAGGAAAAGGCUGCAGUGUUCAGAUGAGAGGCUGUGUCAGAGCUCCCUUAGGGAGUGGGGCACGGGCCCCCGUCUCUGUGAGCCCUUCCUGCUGGUUCCCACAGAGGGACAGCUCUGUCAGGAGGACUGCUUCUCCAACAUCAGUGUCAAGGUCAGCUACCAACUCCAGACCCCCGAGGGCCGGAGGGACCAUCCCCAGCCUAUCCUGGACUUCUAUGCUGAGCCUUCUGCCAUCUUCCAGCUGCCCUACGAGAAGGCCUGCAAGAAUAAGCUGUUUUGUGUCGCCGAGCUGCAGCUGGCCACCACCCUCUCUCAGCAGGAAUUGGUGGUGGGUCUCACAAAGGAGCUGAGCAUGAACAUUCGCCUAACUAACUCUGGGGAAGAUUCCUACAUGACAAGCAUGGCUUUGAAUUACCCCAGAAACUUGCAGUUUAAGAGGAUACAAAAGCCUCCUUCUCCAAACAUUCAGUGCGAUGACCCUCAGCCAGCUGCUUCUGUCCUGGUCAUGAACUGCAAGAUCGGUCACCCCAUACUCAAGAGGUCAUCUGCAAACUUUUCAUUAGUUUGGCAACUGGAGGAGAGUGCCUUUCCAAACAGGACAGCCGACAUCGCCGUGACAGUCACCAAUUCCAAUGAAAGAAGGUCUUCGGUCAGUAAGACCCACAGCCUUCAUUUCAAACAUGCCUUCGUUGCAGUUCUUCCCAAACCAUCAGUGACGUACAUGAACACAAGCCAGGCGCUUUCCCACCACAAAGAGUUCCUCUUCAAUAUACAUGGGGAGAACCUCUUUGGAGCCGAGUUCCAGCUGCACAUUUGUGUUCCAGUUAAAUUACAAGGUUUCCAGGUCAUAAGAGUGAAGAACCUGACCAAGACUCAGGCUCACACUGUGUGCACCCAGAGUCCGGAGCGCGUUUGUGGGAGCGAUCUGGUUCAGCAUGUGGAAGAGUGGCAUUCAGUGAGCUGUAACGUCACCUCGGAUAAAGAAAAUGUAACCGUGGCUGCAGAAGUCUCCUUGAGUCAGUCAGAACAGUUACGAAGAGAUGUGACUGAGCUGCACAUCCUUGGUGAAAUAUCUUUCAACAAGUCUCUAUAUGAGGGGCUCAAUGCAGAGAACCAUAGAACUAAGAUCACUGUCAUCUUCCUGAAAGAUGAGGAGGCGUAUUCUCUGUCUCUCAUUAUUAAAAGCAGUGUUGGUGGCCUUCUGGUUUUGAUCGUGAUUGUAGUCAUCCUAGUCAAGUGUGGCUUUUUUAAAAGAAAAUACCAACAACUGAACUUGGAGAGAAUAAGGAAGGCCCAGCUGAAAUCAGAGAAUCUACUGGAAGAAGAAAAUUAGACCAGCUUCCUCAUCCAUUGGGAGAGAGUACCAGCCAGUCCUGGAGACUUCUAGAGACUUGGUGUCGUGUGGAUUACUUUUCCUUUAGGAUUAUAGCAGAAUCCAGCACGUUGUUUUGUGGAAUAUUGUUUUUUAACCUUACAUUGUCCCCAAAGUGUCUGUGCAUUGUGCAAAAAUGAAACUUGGGAGACAUUUGGUAUUAAAUAAAACUGUUUUCUUUA